GAAGAAUCAGUCACCAUAAGUAACUGUAGAUAUAUUUUUCUCAUCCACAUAUACAGGGAACCGACAAGCAACUUCGGUUCUCUGAGGCACGUGUGUGGACGUUGUUGUUGACAAGCAAAAAGGCCACGAUGAGUAAAAGCAAGAAAAGGGAAAACAGCGCUCUCGCCUUUUGCUCUCCCCCGUGGAAUUUUUCGUGGGUGGUGAAGGGAGAGAUCUGUGCCUGCGCCUGGCCGGAGUCCGAGGCAAAUAUCGCUUUUCUCAGGAGCAAGGGCGUCCGAGUGCUGGUGUGCCUGAGCGUGGAGAGGCAGCCCCACAGGUCAGCGAAGAAGCACAUGGAGUGCCACGUGAUAGACGUUGAAGAGUUCGAGGACCCCGCCGUCGAGCAGAUGAGCGAGUUCAUCUCCAUCUGCGAGAAGGCUCGCGAGGAAAAAAAGGUUAUGUGUGUUCACUGCAGAAUGGGUCGCGGGCGAACAGGUGUUAUGUUGGCUUGUUACCUCGUCAGGUUCUACCAGCAGGAGCCCAGCCAAGCCAUAUGCAACGUGCGGUUGAUGCGCCCGGGCAGCGUUGAGACGUGGGACCAAGAACGCGCAGUCAGAAACUAUCGCGACUACAUGGGUUGAAUGCCAGUGCAGCGAGUCCAGCAGGUCCUGCAGGUUAACGGCCGAAUCUCCUUAUGUUAGUGAAUGUAAGCAGAGAUUAUGAUGCAGCAUAAACCAUCGUUAGAGUUGUAUGUGUGUAUGUUUGAGUGUUUGUAUAUGCAUUCAUUUGUUUGUGUGUGUGUGUGGAGAGUUCACUGGCCUAAAUCCCAUGACCUUAGCCCAAGUUGGGUCAUUCAGACCUCAGACUUUGCUCUCUUUUUUGUGCGACAACAUUUUAGCUUUGCUCCAAUUCCAUCCCAGGACACCGCCGGUCCCAGUGGCCAUAAUUUUCCUCAAUAAAAGUAUAACGGCUAA
Penaeus vannamei (Pacific white shrimp) is the source of this 953-nucleotide messenger RNA. Its product is annotated as dual specificity protein phosphatase 23. The record is from RefSeq and is a predicted model, not a curated record. Gene Ontology annotation, molecular function: protein tyrosine phosphatase activity; protein tyrosine/serine/threonine phosphatase activity. Gene Ontology annotation, biological process: dephosphorylation. NCBI's taxonomy places the organism in Eukaryota, Metazoa, Arthropoda, Malacostraca, Decapoda, Penaeidae. Gene Ontology annotation, cellular component: cytoplasm.